This is a messenger RNA of Aspergillus pseudonomiae, 1182 nucleotides long. RefSeq lists its product as uncharacterized. Lineage: Eukaryota; Fungi; Ascomycota; Eurotiomycetes; Eurotiales; Aspergillaceae. Gene Ontology annotation, molecular function: transcription cis-regulatory region binding; DNA-binding transcription factor activity. The coding region runs from base 1 to 1182 and encodes 393 amino acids. The record is from RefSeq and is a predicted model, not a curated record. Gene Ontology annotation, cellular component: nucleus. Gene Ontology annotation, biological process: positive regulation of transcription by RNA polymerase II. The transcript is spliced from 4 exons.
AUGUAUGCAUGCCGAACUCGAGGUGAUCUUAUAUCUCCUGAGGGGGCAGAGAAGCUGCCUUGGCCGUUGGAGUCCCCAUUCGAGGCGUCACUUCUCAAAUAUUUUCUCACGACCCUUUCCCCUUGGUUUGACUACUGUGAUCCACACCAGCACUUCCGCACUUAUAUUGGCAAUAACGCCGCAACUGAUAUCACACUCCUAUACGCUGCCCUGGCGGUUUCCGCUCGCCACCAAAGCACAUCCCUCAACUGGCAGAGUCAUGUCGCAGACGAGUACCAGAAGCGCUGCCUCCGAAGCCUUAUAGCGGCACUGAAUGACCAGGAGACGGCGCUGCCUGAUACGAUCCUGGCUUCGGCAGCGAUCCUCCGCUUCUUCGAAGAAAUGACCGGUAACUUCCCCCGUCCCCAGCCAGGUAUGGACUCCAUCCGUACUCACCAUAUGCUAUCCGCCCAACUUCUCCUCCGCAUCACCGAAGGCCAUGUUUUCCGCUCGAGCUUUACCGACGCUGUAUUCCUCGUCGUACUUCGGUCCGAGAUCUACGUAGCCAACCUCACGCAACGCCCAGUAGGCAACCUAGCCGACCACUGCAACAUCGACACCUCAUUGGAACCCACGUCCGAACGAAUGUGGGCUCUUCGAGCCAUCGCUCACGUCGCAAAAGUAACCAACCUCGCCUACGGCGAGGGUGCCGUCAAUCCGACCCCAAACCACCACUGGGAGUGCCUAAUGCGGUACAUCGAAGACUGGGAGCGUCUGUGUCCGGAAUCAUUCCGGCCGAUCUAUUCGCAGAAACAGAUCUCGCCCGACAAUCCGUUUCCACAGCUGUACUAUGCGAAUGAUUACCACGUUGCCGCGCGGCAGCAUAUUGAACUUGCGCGGGUGCUUUUGCUGGCCUCGUGUCCGCAGAGCUGUCUCUCGCGUAUUCAGCAGAGGAGGAUGGGCAGGAGUAAUGAUGAUCGGAUACGAGAUAGUGCUCGGAUUAUCUGUGGGGUGGCCAUGUCAAACCCGGAGUUUACACAGGCGCUGGUGGGUGCGGGUCUUGUGAUUGCGAUCUGUGGGGAGCUGUUUGAUGAUCCCGCUGAAACUACACUCCUGUUCCGGAUUCUCUCAGAGGCGGAGUCGCACCUUGGGUGGCCGUGUUUGAAGGCGAAGGAGUAUCUGAGGGGACUUUGGCGGGUUUAG